CGGAACGGCCGUGUCAGAAGGACGGAUCUGAAGAUCUCCGCGCAUACGCGAAUUGCUCCGGGCGUCGCCUGCUCCAUAUUGUGCACAAAUAAACGUUUUUGAAUAACGACACGAAUUCUCAAGUUCUUCUCCCGCUCACGAUUCUUUGGCGAAUCUUAGGAUUCGCGCAACCUACUGUCUUCGCGCUCAUCUCUGAGCGUAUCCCGACAAAUCAAUCGGGACGAUCUCGUCGAGAUCGGCUCCCGAACACUAAGAAAUUCAAGAAAAUGAUAAAAAUCGUUUAUUUUGAGAAUAUCGCAAGAUACUUUAAGACUUGAAGAUUCACAUAAAAUUGAUACAUCGCUCGCAAAAGUAAAGUUACUCAUAUGGCGAAAAAAUAGGUAACAGUGGUUCCCUAUGGGUAACCAUGGUCCCGGCGGAUCAAAAUCUAUGGACGUCCUUGCUUGGGAUGAUGCCAAUGUGUGCUGCUUUUGCCUCGAACUGGCACGAAAGUUAUACGCUUUCGGUACUCGAUCAACGUCCUACGUCGCCGAUUACACAUCUUCGUAUCUGCGUCGGAUGUACACACAUACAUAUCUGGCGAGGGCCAUCGGGCACGCGGUUAUCGAAUUACGUCAAUUUUCCGAUACCUCUGUCGGCAUUCGCGACAUAACGAUGCGACAAGCGGAGCAUCCCUCGCUGUCCUGAAUUUUAACGACGUCAAAGUUAACUCGCCUUCUUCGGAAAGGAAAGAAGUGCUUCGCCAACUAUCGUCUGAAGCAACGGCGAGUAGGUGACAACGAGGACCGUGACGCACGCAGCCAACAAUCGACUGAAAAUGGCCAAAAGCGCUGAGAGAUUACCCGGUACUUCUACAAGACUUAGGACCAGGGACGAUGGCUGCUGUUCUGUGAAUUUCCUGAAAUACGUUCUUCACAUUUACAACGUGGUGUUGUUUCUGUCUGGACUGGUUGUGGGUGGCAUUGGUAUCUGGACGGUGGCGGCGAAGCACAGCUACGUGUCCCUGAUGUCCACGUCGACGUAUCCCACUUUGGCCUACGCCUUGAUCGUCGCAGGUGUACUGGCUGUCAUCGGUAGCUGGCUCGGAUGCGGCGGCGUAACUUCUGAAAAUCGAUGUGUCCUCCUCGUGUACGUCUUCGUGGUGAUGGCGGUGCUCGUUCUGGAGGCCGGGGUCGGCGCGCUGGCGCGCCUCUACGAGGAACAAGUUGGCCCUGAAUUGAAGAUGAAUUUGAACCGCACCUUUCUCGAGAACUAUUCCGUGCGGUCCCGAGAAACCGCGGCCAUCGACCAGAUGCAGAAAGAAUUCAAAUGCUGCGGUGCCUUGAGAUUCGAGGACUGGCUCGUGAGCGAGUGGCACAAGGACGAGAAGGUCCUCAAGAACGGCAGCGUCGUACCUGACAGCUGCUGCAAGACGCCGACGUUACUUUGCGGGAAAAGGGAUCAUCCCUCCAAUAUUCAGUACACGGGCUGCAUUUACAAGUUCCUGGAGACGACGAAGGACCACCUGAUAAUCUUAGGCGCCGUCGGACUGGGCCUGUCGGUCCUCGAACUCUUCGGCAUCGUUCUCGGGUCCUGCCUUUAUAUAAAGCUCAGGCACGACUUUGACGACUGAGAAUUACUUCAAUGCCCCGAGGGCAACAACAACGGCCAGUCGUGGUGCAGAUACAUGCAGAACAACCCGGAGACCAUUUGAUCGUCGGAGUAGGGGCGGAGGAAGAACGCGCGAUUACAGCUGCGGGAUCGUACGGAUGAAAGGGUACCAUCCUCGGCUGCGGACUUUCGUUUACCACUCUCUCCCCCCAACGCAUUCAGAAAGGUAUCAACAAGUGAAAAUGGAGGUAACGAUAAAGAAACGGCGCCGCCUUCGUCGAUCGUUGCCUCGCUUCCCGCGAACUUUGCGCAAAUUACGUGAUCACGGAGGACAAUCAAAGAGGGAAGCGAAAGUUCCAAAAAAGGUAAAAUCACAAAUUGUAAAAAUCAAUCCGACGACGUCUCGGAUUGCGGUCUGAAGGCAAAAAGGUGCUUCUGAUCGUUGAAUACUUGUGCAACGGAGCUGGGUUUAAAACUCGUGCUCAUUGUCGACGAUAUUAAAUAGAUUUUUUCAAAGACGGUGUUAUUACGGGAUAUAAAAAGACGGAAAAAAACUGAAACGUAUCACGAAGAUUGCUUCUAAAAUCGAUCGGCUUUGUUCGUGCCUUCGUAAUAAUUUAUUUCUCCAUGAUACUGUCUUUGUUGUGUCGUUUCGGAAUUUUUACGAGCUCGCGGCAAUGCCACGACAGAUUUUAAAUCCAGCUUUAGUGCUUUUUUUAAACAACACUCCCACACAAGAAAUUACAAAGAUGCAAACAGUUUUGAUAAACAAACGUGCGUGGGCGCAUUUUUUGGCGGUACGCAGGACCAGUGUAAUUAUCUCGAGUAUAUAUCUAAGGUCUUUCGCGAUCAAUGCAGCCGAUUGACUGCGCGACUCACGACUAGCCGAAACUGUAGUCCUCGCUGUCAGUGGUGUUUGAAUAUUUCCUGUGGUAUUUUUCUCCCAAACGAAAAACAAGCCUAGAUCCUUUUUUAUAUAGCACAUCGUCAGCCCACGUUGACGUUAAUUACACAAGCUCUAAUCUUCUCCGCCGAAUGUAUAAUAUUUUACGAACUCGGCGAAAAUUUGCACGCGCGAAAGCGCCGACCCCACUCGAUACUGCCAUUGCAAAUUUGCACAAUUUUCAAUCGCGAUCUAAGUACCGAUUACAUCGUUAUAAGAGCCAUGACAAAAAAGAAACUCUUUCGCGUUUCUAGGGAAAAGCUACGUGACUGUCUGACUUUUCCCGCGUAACAAUAAGAUCUGAUCGAGUCGAGUAAUGUCAAUUUUCCUGCGAUCGGAUUGCGCGCAUUAUCGAGUUUAGUUUACAUCACUUUUUUUUCUCGGUUCGCGCAACUGCGUCGAUGGAUAAAUAAAUCGGAAAACCCACCUACGGCAUGGUGGAAGGAAAACAAGGUGUGCUCUUGCGCAUCUUUCUGAUCAACCAAUAAGUGCGUUGGGCCACUAACUGAAUUACUUUGUGUAUUUACCAUGGACAAGAUAUGGCUCUCUUUGCUUGUAUAAUUCUACAUUGGAUUUCCUGUUCGUCCGUUUCUGAAUUGUUAAAUAUCACUCCCAAGUACUUAUACUCAUUGCAUGGGGUGAUUUUUUGUUGAUUUUCCAGUUCUAGUUGGGAUGCUUCUAAACCUAUACAUAGAUAUUUUGUUUUUUGAAAAAUAUUAUUCAUUUGAAAAAAUAUUAUUUAUUUGAAAAAUUUGAAUGAGCACCUUGUUUUCCUUCCACCAUGACCUGACGUAAACACGAUAACCGGAUCGAUCUGUAUCCGGCAGCGAAGACAAGGCGAAAAUCGACUUGAUAGAACUGCAAACAGUGCCUUGAUGAUAUUGUUAAGCUCAGAGAUAUUUUAGAGUAUACACGUUAAAAAAAGAGAAAAGACGUCGUAAGGCGGUGUAAAUUAUUAAAGAGGAACCAGCGGAUAGAACGGAAAGGAGAGACUCUAGCAUGUAAUAAAUUUCACACACGAGCAGCAUGUAUAUAUCCGUUGCUUCGCAAAUGAGUACAAGCCUUUGCAUGCCCCACAUAGCAAAAUAUAUCACCAAGAUAUCUGGAACUUGUCGAGAUAUCAUGAGAAUAUCUCAGAGACAUCUGCAAGAUUAUAAAAAGCCAUGAUAAUUUUAUCUCAGAUAUGAUAUCUGAUUCUGCAUAUAUAUCGGAUAUCUAUGCCUCAUUUAAAAGCAGAUAUAUUAUGUUAUACAGGGAAAAACUUUGGUACGUAACCAAGCGGUCCAAAUCUUCUCAGAUUGUUUUAUUGACUACGAAUAAACUUGAGUUGAUCUACAUAAAAUAUAAGAGUUAACUGUGAAUCGGCCAUAUAUUCGUAUGCAAAUGUUGCAGAGAUAUCUUUUUCAAAGAUAAAUGUGAUAUCGAGUAAUGAUGCCCUACAGAUAUUCUGUAAAUAUCUGAAAAUAAGAUAUCUCAGAUUUAACUUAAAAUUGUAGGCAUAAAGAUAUCUGGCUAUAUUUCAGAUAUAUUUUGCUGUGUGGGACAUUAUUUAUGAUAAACGCUUUCAUCCGCGUCGAAAAACGAGAGCGCGCGCCGUUCGAAUCGGCAAUUGUAAGUUGCAGAAAUUUUUCCGCCGAUUUCUACGAAUCGAUUGUCCUCUCCCCGCACACCUCCCUAUUGUGUCCCGUGCGAAUUUUGAUACGCAAGUUAUAUUCCGUGAUUCCAACACAGCCGAUCGUUGACAAUUACAGCCUUGCAAUUGCGGAUUCUACCGAUGUUCUUGCGCUCAAGAAAGUCUAAACAUAUUUUACUACUGUACCUUUCCCAGACAGCACAAAGAUGUCUAAAAGAUGACUAAAAGAUGACAAAUUUUCGGCUUAGAUGUCUUUUCGUUAGAGCUUAAAGUCGACUAAAAAAUGACUAAAAUAUUACUUAUGUCCCACUAAAUGUCGUCUUAUAGCUGAAACUUAUAAGAUGACUAAAAGACAUCUGAUAUUAGACAUCUUUUAGCCAUCCUUUAAAAUUGUAUUGUAGACAUGUUUUCGUUCUUUAUAUUAUAUAAAAAUUUAGUUUAUAAAUGAAAAGUUGAUGUUAAUAAACCUUAAAGUUAUGGCCAGUCCAUUAAAAAAAAAAACAAGGCAAACGUAUAUCGUCGGUCUGACAGACCAAUGCGCGGGUAUAGGAAGGUUAAACGCAUUAGAAAAAGCGUCAAGUGAGAUCUUUUAUACGACUUUUCGUUUAGUUAAGGCCCGAGCACAUGGAAAAACUUAAGCAGUAAGACAUAAGCAGUAAGGAAAUCAACGGCACUGAUUCGCUACCGUUUACGUUAUGUCUUAAGUUCUGGACUGUAAUUGGCUGAUUUGCUUACUGCUUAAGUUUUUCUAUGUGCCCGGGCCCUUAAACAGUCGACUUUUCGUGUAGUUGGAAAGACGUCUUUUAGACAUCUUUUCGUCUAGUCAAAAAGAUAACUAUAAAAAAACGUCUUUUCGUCAUCUUUUAGUUUUAUGUGCUGUCUGGGUUGCGUCAUGUUAUUUUAAUCUUAAUAUUAUUGUCCUCUCUUUGCUAUUAUGUAUACAUAUAUAUUAUCGAUUAGCGUCUAGGCGAACAUUAUACAUAUUGUACAUAUCAAACGCUAUUCUGUUACAAAUAAAUGUUUAAAUCGUA
Molecule: messenger RNA, 5197 nt
Organism: Temnothorax curvispinosus
Lineage: Eukaryota; Metazoa; Arthropoda; Insecta; Hymenoptera; Formicidae
Product: CD151 antigen-like
Exons: 6
Coding region: 818-1612 (264 amino acids)
Cellular component (GO): membrane
Source: RefSeq, a predicted model, not a curated record